ACAUUAAUUUUGGUCAUAUGGGUGGAAGUGGUUGACGUUUAUCCUCAAUCAUAUUCAUCACUCUAAGCACACAAUAUUCACUCACACAACAGAGAAAAGAAAAAGAAGAGAAAUGGCAUCAUCAGGGUUGCAAAAUCUCAGCUUGCUCUACAACGAGGGUCCAAAAGUCACUCCAGCAUUUCAGCUGAAGCCGCCACCAUAUCCACUGAAUGCGUUGGAGCCAAUUAUGAGCGAGAAGACACUUGAGUUUCAUUGGGGGAAGCACCACAGAAGUUAUGUGGAAAAUCUGAAGAAACAAAUUGUAGGGACAGAGCAUGAGGGGAAGUCACUAGAAGCCAUUAUAGUCACAUCAUACAAUAAGGGUGACACUCUUCCAGCUUUCAACAAUGCAGCACAGGUUUGGAACCAUGACUUCUUCUGGGAGUGCAUGAAACCAGGUGGUGGUGGAAAGCCAUCAGGGGAACUCCUAGAACUGAUUGAAAGGGACUUUGGUUCAUUUGAAAAAUUCCUUGAUGAGUUCAAGACUGCUGCUGCAACACAAUUUGGUUCUGGUUGGGCUUGGCUUGCCUAUCAGUCAAGCAAAUUUGAUACUGGAAAUGGAGCAAAUCUUCCUUCAUCUGAUGAGGACAAGAAGCUAGUAGUGCUCAAGAGUCCCAAUGCUGUGAACCCCCUUGUUUGGGGUGGUUAUUACCCACUCAUGACCAUUGAUGUUUGGGAGCAUGCUUACUACCUUGACUUUCAGAACCGGCGCCCUGAUUAUAUAUCGGUGUUUGUCGAUAAGCUUGUUUCUUGGGAUGCAGCAAGCUCUAGACUUGAACGAGCUAAGGCUUUCCUUGCCAGUGCUGACAUUCAUCCUGCUAUAUGAUUUUGAAUUGGAACCAGUGAUUUAUCCGGAAAGUGAUGCUGAAUUGGAUGCAGAAUGAGUCAAUUAUUUUUAUCUAGAAAGUGGACUGUGGAUACUUUGGUAUCAAAGGUUAAAUCACUUGAGUCCUGCAUGUUAUGUUAUAAGGACAGGAAGUUUUAGUUCUCUCUGUGAGCAAUAAGGUUAUUUACGCCUAAACAAUCAGCAAAUAAUGCUAUGGUGCAGAACUUUAUGUUUUCUA
Molecule: messenger RNA, 1103 nt
Organism: Lotus japonicus
Lineage: Eukaryota; Viridiplantae; Streptophyta; Magnoliopsida; Fabales; Fabaceae
Product: superoxide dismutase [Fe], chloroplastic
Exons: 9
Coding region: 113-865 (250 amino acids)
Biological process (GO): superoxide metabolic process
Cellular component (GO): chloroplast nucleoid
Molecular function (GO): superoxide dismutase activity; metal ion binding
Source: RefSeq, a predicted model, not a curated record